GAUACAUCGAUGUUUCUCCAGCUGUUGUUGGGGCCAGUUUGCAUUAGAAUUGCAUAUUUCCAGCCUUGUGCAGUUUUGAAAACAUUUUGAAGCCUAGUGGCCACAAAAAGUCUGUAUAAAGAUUAGGCAGCCGAUCUAGACGUGAGAAGGAGACAUGACUGAAACACCGAUCAAAAACAGAAAGAUCCGGAAACUGAGCGAUGUGGAAAUGACCGAAGUGCAACUAAAUGAAGUGGACCUCAGUGCCAGGAAUAAUGUGGAAACCGGAAGCUCCAGCGGAACCGAAGAAACCAAAUUCGACGGCAGCAAUGCGGAGCCCCCAUCAAAAUGGUUUAGGUCCAGAUUCUUCAUCAUGUCGCUCGUAUUUUCUUGCCUCUUGAUAACAGCCAUGUGUAUUGGCUUUGUGGUGCACUAUGAAAUGGCUGAAGAUGUGGGCGACAUGGACACGGUGACCUAUUGGCCGGUGGAGUUACCCAAGGAGCAGCAUGAGUGGUACGACCUAGGAAUCAAGGAGCUUAAGAAAGCAGUUUCUAGGGACUUUAAUCGGCGCCGGGCCAAAAAUGUUGUCCUUUUUGUUGGCGACGGAAUGGGUCCUAAUACGGUGACUGCAGCCCGAAUCUAUGGAUUCAAGGAGGAGGGUUUGCUCAGCUGGGAGCACUUCCCCCAUAUGGGACUACUUAAGACGUACUGCGCGGACAAACAAGUUUCGGAUUCCUUCUCGACGGCUACAGCUCUAUUUGGCGGUGUGAAGGUUAACUACGAGACGGGUGGCGUGGACUCCAGUGUGCCUCUGGGCAACUGCACCGCCUCCUUGCAGCAGGACCACCACGUGCAGACGAUCCUGCGAUGGGCUCAGAUGGACGGAAUGCGAACGGGCUUCGUGACAACCACCAGGGUAACGCAUGCCACUCCCGCCGCUCUCUAUGCCCAUGUGCCGGAUCGUCGCUGGGAAUGUGAGACAGGAAUGACGCCAGAGGCCCGGGAUCAGGGUUGCAUAGACAUUGCCCGUCAGCUAGUCGAACUGCCCACGGGUCAGAACAUCAAUGUGAUCAUGGGCGGGGGCCGUCAAAUGCUUGUGUCGAAUGUCAGCCACUCGGAGGCCGAUCCCUUGGACACUUGGGCGAGCAAGUCAGCAGAUGGCCGAGAUCUUAUCAAGGACUGGAGACGGAAGAAGGAAGAGGCGGGAGAGGCACAUGCCGUCAUCCAAAACAAUCGGGAGCUAUGGAAUCUCAAAGGUGAGGAGGUCGACUACCUUCUGGGCAUCUUUGCCAACGGACAUCUUAUGUACGAUCACGAGCGUGAUCGAGGUGAGUCCGGAAUGCCGUCACUUUCGAAUAUGACCCUCAAGGCUCUCGAGGUGCUGGGAAACAGUGACAAGGGAUUUCUGCUUGUCGUCGAAGCCGGCUUAAUCGAUCAGGCCCAUCAUCGGGGAAAGGCUCGCAAGGCCCUUCACGAAGUUCUCGAACUCAGUACAGCGGUGGAGUCCACCCUUUCGUUCCUGAAGUCAACGGACCGCUUGGACGAAACACUGGUCAUCGUGACCGCCGAUCAUUCACACAGCCUGACCAUCAAUGGGCACCCGGAUCGGGGCUCCAGCAUAUUGGGACUGGCGGGAACAUCAAAGACUGAACAGACAUCCUAUACCACACUCACCUAUGGCACCAGCUACGAAGGAUUCCAAGUGGAUCCUAGCACUCAAAAGCGAAAGAAUCCUGCAGAAAGCGAUAUCCACGACUGGGAGUAUACCCAGCAGGCCGCCAUCAAUACGGAUGAAAACCUACAUGGCGGAUCGGAUGUGACAAUCCAUGCCGAAGGUGCCAUGUCCUACCUGUUCCACGGAGUGCACGAACAGAGCUACGUGGCCCACGCCAUUUCUUAUGCCUUGAGGAUCGGACGUUUCCGAGACAGCUCCAUAGUUGAGACACUGGCUGAGCUGACGCCGCUUUAAUUUUGAAAUAUUAAGAAAUAAGAUGAAAUAUAAGAAGAAAUCUUAAGAAAUGUAUACUACUUGCCAAGUUUAAAAUCAGGGAUUAAAUUAUUUAGGGCUAGAAUAAGAAAAGGUUUUGGUUUCGUCAAUAGCAAGAGGAAUCCCUAUUUAAUCCCUUAAUAUAAAAAUGAAUUUGUAAUAUUAAGAAAUGUUAUUGAAUUACUAAAUAAAAAUAAAGUUAUAAUGAAAA
Messenger RNA from Drosophila kikkawai, 2177 nucleotides. RefSeq names its product Alkaline phosphatase 12 (gene Alp12). Gene Ontology annotation, molecular function: alkaline phosphatase activity. The record is from RefSeq and is a predicted model, not a curated record. Gene Ontology annotation, biological process: dephosphorylation. NCBI's taxonomy places the organism in Eukaryota, Metazoa, Arthropoda, Insecta, Diptera, Drosophilidae.